CGUCCCGUCCCGUCCCGCCCGGGCAGGCGGGCCCAGGGUCGCGGCUCGGAGCCGGGGCUGGGGAAGGAGGCGAUGGCGGCGGAGGCCACCGACCCGCCGGGAGCCGGGGACCUGCCGCAGCUGGCGGAAAAUCUGCUGUGUCGGCUGCAGGAUAAUUUCCAGGCCCUGACGGAAAAGUUAACGCUGAGAAUGGAAGAAAUGGGCGAGCGCAUCAAUGACCUUGAGAAGCGCGUUGCUGACCUGAUGACAGAGGCUGGGAUAGAAGAGAACACUGAUGAAGACUUGAGAGUAAAGAAACUUAAUUAAGUUUUUCUGUAUUUUAUAUUUUUCCACAUAGUAUUGAAUGAUGGGCAAGAAUUAGCAUGAAAAUAAUGUUUACAUAUUUAUCAUACCUGCAUUUGUGUAAAUUUGAAAGUGUAGUUUUUAAAAAUGUAUUUAAUAAUCAUCCUGGAUUUCUUUAUGCCAAGAGCCAAAGAAUGCUACUAGUUUUACAAAAGAAAAACUGCAUCUUGCUGUGUCCGUUUCAGCUGAGUAGAGGGGGGCACUGCAAACUAAUCCCAAGGAUGUAAAUCGAGGCUGUACAUUUGUAAUGAAAUGUGUGUGCCCACCAUUCCUGUCCCUCAGGUAUGCUUACCUAGCUGACUGAGGAUUCUCACUGGUAUAAAUUUAUGUACAUCUGCUUUUGAAUCUCCUUCAGCUUCCCAGCAUGGCUCAGAGCACACCUCUUACAUGCACUCUUAGUAUUUAUGAGACAGCCUUGCUUCCGUGUUCUGUGGAUGCAGGUGAUGUUGUCUUCCUUGUUGUUGCACUUUCCUGAUUCAAAUUGAGACACACCAAUUAUUCUUCCAAUUGAGACUGCUUACCCAGUGAAAGACAGAAACAUCUGUAAAAUAUUCUGAAGUAAUUUCGGCCCCUACUCAUUGUGAUGCCUUUUUCGUGAUAAGCUAUGAAAUAAUUUUCAGAAACACAGAAAGACAAUCUACAGAGUUGUAUUUUACUGUACAGAGAUCUCCCUAUUUUCACACUGAUCACAUUCAUGAAUAAUUAAAAAAACUACUUACUGUUUCUUUGCAGCAUUGAAAGGAGGAUGUGUUCAAGCAACACAAAGGCAGAACGGCACUGCAUUGACUCCAGGAGUUUACAGUCAGUGUCGCAUUGACAAAAAAUGUCAUAGGAAAACAAUCAUGUUUGCAUCAUGUCAUGAUAGAAUCUCAAAAUUUUUUUUUUAAACUAUUUCCCCAG
Molecule: messenger RNA, 1242 nt
Organism: Empidonax traillii (willow flycatcher)
Lineage: Eukaryota; Metazoa; Chordata; Aves; Passeriformes; Tyrannidae
Gene: HSBP1L1
Product: heat shock factor binding protein 1 like 1
Exons: 3
Coding region: 73-306 (77 amino acids)
Biological process (GO): cellular heat acclimation
Cellular component (GO): nucleus; cytosol
Molecular function (GO): transcription corepressor activity
Source: RefSeq, a predicted model, not a curated record